Rotaria sp. Silwood1 is the source of this 2607-nucleotide messenger RNA. NCBI's taxonomy places the organism in Eukaryota, Metazoa, Rotifera, Eurotatoria, Philodinida, Philodinidae. The record is from the annotation of a GenBank genome assembly.
AUGGAUAUUAUUUCAAUUAAUGAGACAAAUUUACAUGAAAAAACUCAAUUUCAACUACCUGGAUUUAAUGUUUUUCGUUUCGAUCGUUCUGUCAAAAAAGGUGGUGGUGUUCUUCUUGCAAUAAGAAAGGAAAUGCAAUGUUAUGAAAUAUUAUCUCAAAAUAUUGAUGAUAAUGAAUGUGUUGCUGUACAAAUAAGUACAAAAAGUGGUCCACUUUUAAUCUGCUCACUUUAUAUACCACCUCGAAUAAAGAUAUCUUCACGACUAUUCGAUCAACUUCUAAAUAUUAAUGCAAAUUGUUUAAUUAUGGGAGAUCUCAAUGCAGCAUCAACUAUAUUAGGAUCACGUAAAACCAAUAAUAAAGGAAUCCAAUUACAAGAACUAUUGAACAAUACCGGUUUCUCCUGUAUAGAUGAUAAUAUAACCACAUAUGAAAGAAAUCAAUACGAAGAAAAAUUAGAUUGGAUCUUAGCAACUCGACCAAUUAUCUUCUGUAUUAAUAAUGUUAAUACCCAUAUGCCUCUGGGUACUGUUAGUGGUCAUAAACCUUUAACUUUUAAUUUAAUGACAAUGCCUGAUGAUAAACCACCGUCGCCACGAAUUCAAUUUUCAUUUAACUUAGCAAAUUGGUCUCUUUAUCGACAUGUUUUAAAUGAAAAGUUAAUGCAAUGGGAUAUGAAUCACAAGUUAGUUUCUGCAAAUGAUAUCGACGAAUAUGCAAAUUUUAUUAGUGAAAGUAUUGUGGCAGCAGCUCGCUCAGCUAUUCCUCAAAGUUCUGGUAAAAUCAAAAUUGAAAUAAGUCCAGUCACCAAACAUCUUAUCAAUCUAAAACAUCAAUUCUAUCGUAGUUGGAAGCAACAUGGUAUUGGAAAAAGUCAAUAUUACCGAACAAGAGAACAACUUACAUUAUCGUUACGAAAUGAUCGAAUUGCCAGACUGAAAAAAAUAUGCCACACUCUUACAACAAAACAAAUGAAUACAGGUAAAGUAUGGGCACUCAUUCGGAAAUAUCAUAACAAGAGAACCAAACAAAAGAUUACAUCUGUUUUAAAAUAUCAACAAAUGAAAGCAAAUAGUGAUCUUGAAAAGGUAAAUAUGUUUGCUACAUACUUUGAAAAUGAUGUUUAUCCAAGUACACCUGAUACAUCUGCCUUUCACGUCCAUAUAAGUGAGGUGGUCAAGAAAAUUAAGAAAUCAAUCAACAACUCAUCGAUCAAUAGUCCAUCAAUCAAUAGUCAGGAUUUUCAAGUUAUAACACCAAAAGAACUUAAAUCCAUACUGAAACAGUUACCAAAUUCGGCACCAGGACCAGAUAAUGUACAUAAUCGAUGUUUAAAGAAUUUUACCAAAUCACUCAUCGAUCAUUUACUCAAUUUAAUGAAUACAAGUUUAAGUUUUGGUUAUAUUCCUAGUUCUUGGAAAAAUGCAUUUAUUAUUUUAUUACUUAAACCAGGAAAAGAUCGAACUCAAGUAUCAAGUUAUCGACCUAUAAGUUUACUCAGUUGUGUGGGGAAAGUACUCGAAAAGAUCAUCAAACAAAGACUUUCAACGGAACUCAAACAGCGCAACAUCUUACCCCGUCAUCAAGCUGGUUUUUUAGAAGGAAAAUCUACUAUGUACAAUAUUUUAAGAUUAAAUCGUUGUGCUCGACAAGCGCUUGAUCGAAAUCAUCAUGCUGGUGUAAUCUUCUUUGAUAUAAAAUCCGCAUUUGAUAGUGUGUGGCAUGAUGGUCUCAUUUACAAGAUGAAUGAUUUUCGUUUACCAGUUUAUCUUAUUCGUUGGACAAUAUCAUUCUUAUACAGAAGAACGGCACAAAUAGAACUUGAAAAUCAACUUUCUCAUUCAUUUGAAAUUAAAAGUGGAACACCUCAAGGGAGUCCAUUGUCUCCUCUCCUUUACAUUUUAUUUACAUCAGAUUCAAUGAAUUCUAUUCCAUUUAAAGUUGAAUACGGACUUUUUGCAGAUGAUACUGCAAUCUUUACUUCAAGUAAUACAACAUCUAGAGUUCGUGAUCGUUUACAAGAAUCAAUUAAUCAAUUUAUUAAAUGGUGCGACUCAUGGAAACUCGUUAUUCAACCAACGAAAACUGAACUUAUACACUUUUCACCUCAUCCUCGUAAAAAAUAUCCAAAUCCUAUUCAUCUCAGAGUAUCAAAUAUUGGUCUACGACCACAACCAUCUGCACGUUAUCUAGGAAUUAUUUUUGAUAAACAACUACAUUGGAAAGAACAUGUGAAAAAUAUUGAAGCACGCACUCAAUCUCGCAUAAACUUACUUCGAUACUUAAAUAAGAUUACUCCUGAUUCAAAUGAAAAGAUCAUGCUCAAUAUAUACAAGUCUCUCAUUCGACCAAUUCUGACCUAUGGUUCUUCGAUUCUUUUACGUGCUGAAGAUAAGAUUUGGAACAGACUACAAAUUGUUCAAAAUAAAUCACUUCGAGCAGCGCUUAAUCUACCUCAUUUUACUUCAGCUACAUACAUACAUCAAAUAACCAAUAUACCAUAUAUUCGUUCAUAUGCUACAGUUCUUACUGAAAGAGCACUCACAAGAAGCCAACAAAUGGAAGAUACAGUAACUGAACAAAACAUAAUCUCUCUACUCAAUUGA